CACCGGCACCGGUUUGUAUUUCGAAGCGUCGCAUUCCGCGCGACUGUCGUGUUGUGAGCCGUGUUGUGUAUCAGUGAAAAAAAAAAUAAUUUAAUUUAAAAAUGGCACCAGAAAUUAAAUAUACAAAGUUGUUCAUUGACAACGAGUGGGUGGACGCCAAGAGUGGCAAAACCUUCGAGACAUACACCCCUCAUGAUGGAUCCGUCAUCGCGAAAGUAGCAGAGGGUGAUAAGGAAGAUAUAGACUUGGCAGUUGCUGCAGCAAAACGCGCAUUCCAUCGUAACUCAGAAUGGCGUCAGAUGGACGCUUCCAAACGUGGGGAAAUUCUUCGCAAGUUUUCUGAUCUCAUGGAGAGAGACCAAAAGUACCUUGCUGAGCUGGAAUCCUAUAACAAUGGUAUGGUACUAGCCCACGCCAAAACAUUCAUCGGUGGAGCUGUGGGUAUAGUCAGGUACUUGGCAAGCUGUGCCGACAAAAUAACAGGAGAAACUAUACCUUCAGAUGGCGAAGUAUUCUCAUACACCUUGAGACAACCCAUCGGUGUGUGCGGUUUAAUCCUACCAUGGAAUGGCCCGAUCUUCAUCUUCGUUAGCAAAGUGACCACAGCUCUUGCUGCAGGUUGUACCGUGGUGGUGAAGCCAGCAGAACAGACACCACUUACAGCACUCGUGCUUGCUGCAUUAUUAGCUGAGGCUGGUCUCCCUAAGGGAGUACUGAAUGUUGUCAACGGUUUUGGCCCUGGAGCUGGUAGCAGCCUUACUCACCACAGUGACGUCGCUAAGGUUUCUUUCACUGGCUCUGUUGAGGUUGGAAAACUGAUCCAACAGGCGUCUGGUAAUAGUAACUUGAAGAGAGUCACUCUCGAACUCGGUGGAAAGAGCCCUCUUAUCAUCAUGAAUGACGCAGAUUUAAACGUUGCUGUUCCUUAUGCCGCUAAUGCUGUAUUCUUCCAUCAAGGACAAAUCUGCAUAGCAGCUUCCCGUUUAUUCGUACAAUCUGGCAUUUACGACAAAUUCGUCGAAGCUGCUGUCAAGUACGCUCAGAGCAUUAAAGUUGGAAACCCAACCGAUCCCACAACACAGAACGGACCUCAGAUUGACGAGGAAAUGAUGAACAAAGUUUUGGGAUACAUCGAGAAGGGGAAAAAAGAAGGUGCGAAGUUGCUAUGUGGUGGUAAAAGAAUCGGUACCUCUGGUUACUACAUCCAGCCCACUGUCUUCGUUAACGUAACUGAUGAUAUGACCAUCGCAAAGGAGGAGAUCUUUGGCCCAGUACAAAGUAUUCUGAAGUUUGAAACUUUAGAUGAAGCUAUUGACCGGGCUAAUGCUACAAACUAUGGAUUAGCAGCUGGAAUCUUCACAACCGAUCUCAAUAAUGCUCUCCAAUUCUCCAAACACGUCGAGGCUGGAACAGUUUGGGUCAACACAUAUCUGCAUUUCACACCACAACAGCCAUUCGGAGGAUUCAAAGAAUCUGGAAUCGGUCGUGAAAAUGGUUUGGACUCACUUCUAGCUUACACCGAAGUAAAAACUGUCGCCGUUGCCUUACCAAAGAAAGUCUGAAGCAAUAUAAUUUAUGUUUCUUAGUUUUAAGACUCACAAAAUAGAGUUAUAUCUUGUAUUGAAAUCAUUAUUAUAGCUUUAUGUUUUUUAAAAUAAACGUUUAAGACUGAAACGUUA
This is a messenger RNA of Spodoptera litura, 1679 nucleotides long. RefSeq names its product aldehyde dehydrogenase 1A1-like. Gene Ontology annotation, molecular function: oxidoreductase activity, acting on the aldehyde or oxo group of donors, NAD or NADP as acceptor. The record is from RefSeq and is a predicted model, not a curated record. NCBI's taxonomy places the organism in Eukaryota, Metazoa, Arthropoda, Insecta, Lepidoptera, Noctuidae.